Molecule: messenger RNA, 2425 nt
Organism: Poecile atricapillus (Black-capped chickadee)
Lineage: Eukaryota; Metazoa; Chordata; Aves; Passeriformes; Paridae
Gene: BOP1
Product: BOP1 ribosomal biogenesis factor
Exons: 16
Coding region: 228-2324 (698 amino acids)
Biological process (GO): ribosome biogenesis; maturation of LSU-rRNA from tricistronic rRNA transcript (SSU-rRNA, 5.8S rRNA, LSU-rRNA)
Cellular component (GO): PeBoW complex; preribosome, large subunit precursor
Molecular function (GO): ribonucleoprotein complex binding; protein binding
Source: RefSeq, a predicted model, not a curated record
CUUUGCUUUCUCAUUUUCCCGCGCUGCCAGUCAAUCCCGCUUCUCUUUCCCGUUCGUUUUUCCCGUUAUUUUUUUCCCCUUCCCGUUCUCCUGCCGUGCCCGGCAGCGGGAUCCCCUCCCUCGGCAGCGGAGCGGGGCCGCGGGAAGGCGGAAGCGCGGGCGGCGGGGGCGUGGCCGCAUCGCUGACCCGCGCCCACGUGUUCGGCGGCGCACGCGGAGCCGCCAACAUGGAGCAGGCCGGAAGUGGCAGCGAGGAUUCCGAAGGCAGCCAGGACAGCGUUUAUUCCGGCCUGGAAGAUUCCGGAAGCGACAGCGAAUCCUCCGGCAAUUCCCACUCGGAAGAGGAGGAGGAAGAGGAGGAGGAAGAUGAAGAUGUUCCCCAGGCCGGAUCCGCCCCCGUUCCCGGGAAAACCCCGGGAGACGAUUCCCGGCGGGAAAGGGACGAGUACCAGGAGGACAGCUCGGAUGAGGAGGACAUCCGGAACACGGUGGGGAACAUUCCCAUGGAAUGGUACCGGGAUUUUCCGCACGUGGGAUACGACCUGGACGGGAAAAGGAUCUUCAAACCCCUCCGGAGCAGGGACCAGCUGGAGCUGUUCCUGGAAAAGAUGGAAAACCCGGAAUACUGGCGCUCCGUUGAGGACCCCCAGACGGGCGCCGAGGUUCCGCUCUCGGAGGAGCAGCUGGAGCUGAUCCGGCGCCUCCAGAGCGGCCAAUUCGGGGAUCCCGAAUUCGAUCCCUACCAGCCCUCGGUGGAUUUCUUCAGCGGCGAGGUGCGGCUGCACCCGGUGACGAAUCGCCCGGCCGACAAACGCAGCUUCAUCCCCUCCCUGCUGGAGAAGGAAAAGGUCUCCAAACUGGUCCACGCCAUCAAGAUGGGCUGGAUCCAACCUCGGAAACCCAAGGAAAACGUUCCCGUUUUUUACGACCUCUGGGCUCGGGAAGAUCCCGACUCCAUCCUGGGCCGCCACAAGAUGCACGUCCCCGCUCCCAAAAUCCCGCUGCCGGGCCACGCCGAGUCCUACAACCCGCCCCCGGAAUUCCUGCUCAGCCCCGACGAGGAAUCCGCCUGGCGUCUCCAAGAUCCCUCCGAGCGCCGUCUCCCGUUCCUGCCGCGGAAAUUCCGGAGUCUCCGCGCCGUUCCCGCCUAUUCCCGAUUCAUCCACGAGCGCUUCGAGCGCUGCCUCGACCUCUACCUGUGCCCCCGGCAGCGCCGGAUGCGCGUCAACGUGGAUCCCGAGGAUCUCAUUCCCAAAAUUCCCAGGCCGAGGGAUCUGCAGCCAUUCCCGACCACCCAGGCCAUGGUUUUCCGUGGCCAUUCCAGCCUGGUGAGGACUCUGAGCGUCUCCCCCAGCGGGCAGUGGCUGGUGUCGGGCUCGGACGACGGCACGCUGCGGUUCUGGGAGGUGAGCUCCGGGCGCUGCCUGCGGAGCGUUCCCGUCGGAUCCGUGGUCGGGAGCGUGGCCUGGAAUCCCAACCCCAGCCUCUGCCUGGUGGCCGUCGCCGUGGAUGAGGAGGCUCUCCUGCUGAAUCCGGGCCUGGGCGAUCGGCUGCUGGUGGCGGCCACGGAUCAGCUGCUGGAUUCCUGGGAAUCUCCGGAGGAGGAGCGGAUCCAGCCGAUCCCCUGGAUCCCGGCCGGCCCCGAGGAGCGCUCCAAGGGGAUCCGCCUGCGGCUGCCCCACGGAAAGCCGGUGACACAGGUGACCUGGCACCCCAAGGGCGAUUACUGGGCCUCGGUUCAGCGCAAUCCGGGCGGGCGCCAGGUGCUGAUCCACCAGAGCAGCCGGCGCCGGAGCCAGGAUCCCUUCCGGAAGAAUCCCGGCCGGAUCCAGUGCGUGCGAUUCCAUCCGCUCCGGCCCUACUUCCUGGUGGCUUCCCAGAGAUCCGUGCGGAUCUACAACCUCCUGCGCCAGGAGCUCACCAAGAAACUGCAGAGCGGCUGCCAGUGGAUCUCCAGCAUGGCCCUGCACCCCGCAGGGGAUAACGUCAUCUGCGGCAGCUACGACAGCAAAUUGCUCUGGUUCGAUCUGGAUCUGUCCACCAGGCCCUACAGGACGCUGAGGCACCACAGCCGCGCCCUGCGCUCGGUGGCGUUCCACAGCCGCUAUCCGCUCUUCGCUUCCGCCUCCGACGACGGCUCCGUCAUCGUCUGCCACGGAAUGGUCUACAAUGACCUGCUGCAGAACGCUCUGCUGGUGCCGCUGAAGGUUCUUCGUGGCCACGUCCCCACGCUGGGCCUGGCCGUGCUCGACGUCGUUUUCCACCCGCGACAGCCCUGGAUCUUCUCGGCCGGCGCCGACGGCACCGUGCGCCUCUACAGCUGAGAUCCCAGCGGGAUCCACCGGGAUCCACCGGGAUCCACCGGGAUCUGGACCUGGUGCAGCUCAGGGAGCUCAAUAAAGGAUUUUUAUGGAUCAGAUUUUGG